Messenger RNA from Tachysurus fulvidraco (yellow catfish), 2165 nucleotides. RefSeq names its product cholesterol 25-hydroxylase like 2 (gene ch25hl2). The coding region runs from base 267 to 1172 and encodes 301 amino acids. The record is from RefSeq and is a predicted model, not a curated record. Gene Ontology annotation, molecular function: C-4 methylsterol oxidase activity; steroid hydroxylase activity; iron ion binding. The transcript has a single exon. Gene Ontology annotation, biological process: cholesterol metabolic process; sterol biosynthetic process. Lineage: Eukaryota; Metazoa; Chordata; Actinopteri; Siluriformes; Bagridae.
AGGGUGAGUGAGAUUGUGAGAGGGAGAGAGAGUGCGGAUGUAGGAGGUGGUUCUGCACAGUGCUUUUCAGUCCUGCCUCAUUUGGCUCCUCCGACUGCAGACUAUCUGCCAUUCCAAAAUUUUAUAAACCGUUAGAACAUUUAUAGCCAGAACUGAGAUUCUAACUUCCUUCUGUCUUCUGCGAAGAGUAACAUCACCUUGACUGGAGCUGGCACGGACACAAUCCAAGCUGUGGGGUUGUCUCCAUCUCUCUUGAAGAGCACAGAAUGAGUGUGGAGAGGCUCAGCAGGUCUCUUUGGGGUGCGUGGGAUGGCGCAAAUGCAACAUGGCCGCUUCCUGAACAAGCUAUACUCCAGCCUUUCUGGGACUACCUGCGUCAGAGCCAUGCCAGCACUAUCCGCUCUCCACUUUUCCCUGUCUUUCUCUCUGUCUCCACCUACCUGAUCCUUGUCCUUCUCUACACCACUCUGGACCUUCUGGCACCAACGUGGCCAAGUAUUCGCCGCUACCAGCUGCACCCGGAACGCACAGUCACAUGGUCCAACGUGGGCAACACACUAGCGCUCACCACCUACAACCAUCUGCUUUACAUCUUCCCUGCAGCCGUGGCACAAUGGCUGUGGCGUCCACCAGUGCCACUUCCACACCAUGCACCUUCACUCACUUCCUUUUUGCUUGGUAUUGCAGGUUGCACAGUGCUUUUUGAUUUCCAGUACUUUGUUUGGCAUCUACUGCACCACCGCAUCGCUUGGCUAUAUGCCACCUUUCAUGCUGUGCAUCAUCAGUACCGGCAGACAUUCAGCCUGGUCACCCAGUACCUGUCAGCAUGGGAGCUUAUCAGUGUGGGCCUGUGGACUACUGUGGACCCGCUACUUCUAAACUGCCACUCUCUUACUACCUGGGCAUUUAUGGUCUUCAAUGUGUGGGUUUCAGCUGAGGACCACUGUGGCUAUGACUUCCCCUGGGCCAUGCAUCGGCUUGUGCCAUUUGGCUUGUGGGGUGGUGCACCACGCCAUGAUGUGCAUCACAUGCAGCCUGGAACCAAUUUUGCUCCCUUUUUCACACACUGGGAUUGGUUGGCAGGCACUUCUAGCACACCUGUCAAAUUUUGCAACAGCAAUGAUCACAACAGCCUGAAAGAGAAUGGACUGGGAUCAGACAAAGGGAUCUGAGAGACUUAUUCACUGGAUACCUACAAUUUUUAUUCAUUUGCCUUCCAAAUUUUCUGUUCUUUCAUCUUCCUCCUCAUCCUCAAUCAUUUAGGUUAUUUUAAAUGUCUGUUAAAUGUAAGUAAAAGAGGAUAGCGUUAAUAUAAAUUGAACAAUGAAUGAUCCAAGUAAACAGACAGACAGUAUCCUUUCUCUUUCACACUCUUUCUCCUGCUUCAUCUCACUGGCAUCUCUUUACAGCAGCUCCCUCUAUAUCCUUCACAUCCUUACCCAUACAGGGUAUUUUGAACGUUCAAUCAGUUAAGGUAACUGAGCUUAUGUGUUAAUCUUCAAGCAAUACAAUUUCAACAAUCAAUUCAUAUAAUCUCUAAGUUCUGGGUGAUGGAUUUUUGAAUAACGUAAGUUGUAUGUAAAUCCAGUGAAAUCAAUUAUUACAAUCGAUAGAAAUUUUGCUUUAUGGUGGUGUUUAUUAUAGUGCAAACUGCCACUAACUUUACACUUAUAAUAACCUAAACUAAAGUCUUUAUAAGCAUCCUCUUCUCUAUUUAUUUCAUUUAUCAGGAAUAUGAAUUUGGCUUUCUAAUUUUUCACUAGUUUAUUAUGGUGUUAUUUUCUUUUAUACCACAGUACAACUGAAUUCUGAAAUCUGAUUGAUAAAGUUGUUGACUAAUGUUCUAUAACAGCACAGCUCUAAAAAAAAAGCCAAUUCACAGAUUUCUAUAUAUAUAUAUGCUCAUUCUAAUAUAUAGUUGCUUCUACACUAACAAUAAUAUUGUAGAGCCUAAUAAUUAACAUAUUAAUAAAAUAUAUUGCUAUUUAGGUAUGAAGCUGCAACUUUUUUUUGCAAUAUGAAAAUCUUCAAUUCAGACACUUUUUUGUCUUAUUAACUUCAAUAGAUAGAAUUAGACAUACACAUAGAAGACUCACACACACACACACACACACACACACACACACACACACACACACACACACACACACACACACACACACACA